This is a messenger RNA of Schistosoma spindalis, 2286 nucleotides long. Lineage: Eukaryota; Metazoa; Platyhelminthes; Trematoda; Strigeidida; Schistosomatidae. The record is from the annotation of a GenBank genome assembly.
CGAAAAUUAAAUGUUUUGAGAAAUUUCCAAUGCGAUAGCGAAGACCAAACCUAUAAUUGAGUGCGAGGUCGAUUUAUUAGGUGCGCUACAUAUGUCAUGCCUGAAUUACCUACGGGUGAUGUAAAUAUCGUAAAGGAGACAAAAUAAUGCGUACAAACAUUGGUUAUCUUGGUAGUGCAGUUAAAAUGUCUAUUCUUCAGGUUCUCGUACCUAAAAUUGAAGUUAUAUUUUAAUGCUAGGUGCAAAAAAUCACAGAGCGAAUGGCCAAGUCAUCCAUCAAACAGUGUGAAGUAAAGUACAAUUUAAAAGUUCCAAAGGGAACAAAAGAUCGGGAUCCCCUCCAAAUGACAAUUCUUGAAGGUGUUUUUAGUACAAUAAUACGGUGUUUCAAGCGUCAUGAUGCGGUUACUAUAGACACCCCUGUUUUUGAGCUCAAGGAAGUUCUAGCUGGAAAGUAUGGCGAGGAAUCUAAACUCAUAUACGACCUUCAGGAUCAAGGCGGCGAGGCGCUUUCUCUUAGAUAUGAUUUAACCGUCCCAUUCGCCCGUUAUGUUGCCAUGCAUAAGAUCAAAUCUAUCAAGCGAUACCAAAUCGGAAAGGUUUAUCGGCGUGAUCAACCGGCUAUGACGCGCGGUCGUUACCGGGAGUUUUACCAGUGUGAUUUCGAUAUUGCUGGAGAUCACGGGCUAAUGUUGGCGGAUGCAGAGUGCCUUCGAAUAAUAUAUGAAGUGCUUUCAGAAUUGGAUUUAGGCGACUUUGUUAUAAAGAUCAACCACAGACGUUUGCUUGAUGGACUGUUUUCGGCUUGUAAUGUGCCAUCGGACAAGUUUGUUUCAGCUUGUUCCUCAGUUGACAAACUAGACAAGAUUCCUUGGGACGAUGUCAGACGGGAAUUAUGUGAAGACAAAGGGUUGUCACCUGAAGCUGCAAAUAAAAUUGGUUCAUAUGUUCAGUUAACUGGAGGUUUGGAUCUAGUUGAACGUCUCGAAUCAGAUGAGCACCUUAAUAAUCAACCAUCAGCUAAAGCAGCUCUUCAGGAAAUGAGAUUAUUAUUAGACUAUUGUAAAGCACUUGGGAUCCAAGAGCGAAUCAGCUUCGAUUUAAGUCUAGCGCGCGGGUUGGAUUACUAUACCGGUGUUAUUUACGAAGCUGUUUUGAAAGGUUUCGCUUACAAUCCAAAUAGUUCAAGUGCAGAAUUGACUGGUUCUAGUGAAACUAACUUAAAAUCCUCUGUAAAAAAUACAAAAUCAAGUAAAAAGGAUAAGAAAGCCAAAGAACAGUUAGAGGAGGAAUCUGUUACAUCUGGCGAAUCCAUGGCUGUUGGUAGUGUAGCUGGUGGUGGCCGAUACGAUGGUUUAGUUGGAAUGUUUGAUUCUUCUGGAACACGAGUGCCAUGUGUCGGUUUUAGUUUUGGUGUUGAACGACUACUAGCAAUUAAAGAAGCCUUAAGUAAUUCUUCAGAUAAGAAUAAAUGUAACGUGCGACCAACUGAAACUGAAGUCAUGGUUGCUGGAGCUCAUAAGGGUCUUAUUAUGCAACGUUUACAAUGUUGUCAACUUUUAUGGAAUGCAAAGAUUAAGGCUACGAUGUCGCAUAAAAAUCAGCCCAAACUUUUGGAUCAACUACAAUAUUGUGAAUCAACUGGUAUUCCGUUGGCCGUUGUUCUAGGAGAAAGUGAACUGGCUCGUAACACUGUCAAGUUGAGAGAUAUUCAAAGCCGAGAAGAAUAUGAAGUUUUAUACACAGAUCUUGUGAAUAAGAUCAAAGAAGUACUAUCUACCAAAUACCAUAAAUAAAACUUUGUUACAUACUGUAUUUGGCUGUAUGUUGUUUUUCGGAAUUUGUGCAUCUCUUAAUCUUGUAUCGUUUGACGUAAUUUACCAAUACAAUUUUGUCUCGGAUUUGACUACAAUAAACUUAUUGGGAUUCUAAUUAAUUACGUGUGAUUUCCUUCUGUUUAGAAGGAAAUACUUACUUAUCUCACCUUUUAAAUUUGUCACAAUAUAAACCAUAAACUAGUCAUAGGUUAUCAUGAUGUGGAGUUCAGGGCAAAAUAAAUAAUCGUCAAUCUAUAAUUUUCAUUUCUUUAUCAGCCAUUGUAAACCAAUUUUGAAGUUAAUGAAUAGAGUUAUAAUACAUGUUGGUUGGGACAAUUUAUUUCUACUUGUUUUAUUAAAAAAUGUUACCUACACUCUAGCUUCUGCUUGUUUGCAGAGAAGACAUCUGUCGAAGAAUCAAUUACGAAUAACUAAUGAUAAUUAAUACAAUAUUCCGCUAAAAUAACAA